CCCCGCGCCCGCGCCCCCGCCCGCGCCCCCGCGCCCCGCCAUGGCGGUCAGCGACAUCUUCGUGGAGCUGCAGGCCUUCCUGGCCGCCGAGCAGGACAUCCGGGAGGAGAUUCGGAAAGUGGUCCAGACUUUAGAACAAACGGCCCGAGAGAUUUUAACUCUGCUGCAAGGAGUUCAUCAAGGCUCCGGAUUUCAGGACAUUCCAAAGAAGUGCCUGAAAGCUCGAGAACAUUUUGGCACAGUAAGAACUCAGUUAACAUCGCUGAAGACUAAGUUUCCUGUGGAGCAGUACUAUAGAUUUCAUGAACACUGGCGGUUUGUCCUGCAACGCUUGGUCUUCCUGGCGGCUUUUGUCGUGUAUUUGGAGUCAGAGACUUUAGUGAGUCGAGAGGCUGUCACAGAAAUACUUGGAAUUGAACCAGAGCGAGAGAGAGGAUUCCACUUGGAUAUUGAGGACUAUCUUUCCGGAGUUUUAAUUCUCGCCAGCGAACUGUCCCGGCUGUCGGUCAACAGUGUCACUGCCGGGGAUUACUCCCGUCCCCUCCACAUCUCCACUUUCAUCAAUGAGCUGGAUUCCGGCUUCCGCCUCCUGAACCUGAAAAAUGACUCACUGAGGAAGCGCUACGAUGGCCUGAAGUACGACGUGAAGAAGGUGGAAGAAGUGGUCUACGACCUGUCGAUCCGAGGGUUCAACAAGGAAGCAGCGGCCGCUUGCGCUGAGAAAUAGGGGAGGUUCUCUGCCCCGCCGCCGGCCUUGUGUACCUCAGAGGGCUGCCAUUGGGAGGGAGGGACUUUCACGUCCCCCCUCCUCUGAUAGUUUUAGGAGACCCAAACACUGAAUACGGAUCUUUAUUUUCUUACCAAUUGUGCGGUGCAGGUUGCGGGUAUGAGAAAGCCAACACGUUUUCUAGGAAUAAUCAGAAUGGCUCUUCAAGGACUGAAUUCCCAUUGUUGUUAAUGCCAGCGAAGGCGCGCUUUAGUCAUCCGGGGUCUGUCCGUCCCGUGAACCGCAGCAGUGGCCGCGAGCGACGUCAACGGGUAGCCCUCGGGCUCGCUCCGACUUUCUGUCGAACAGUUUGCCGCCCCGUUGUCGUGGCCUGCCAGCGGUGAGCCUUCCUAGCCUUCACACACGUACACACCCUCAGAGGGAGAGACACAGAUAGGGCGGUAGUAAUAUAGGAAAAAUGAACGGCCUGCUUCCUUACUACACACGGCUGACUUUUUUUGACUUCAAACCUUGGCGGGAGAAGUUGUAUUUUGGCUACUCCCCCGGUUCCCUCGGGCCUAGUUCUCCAAAAAGGAAAAAUUGGCCCUGUUGAAUUGGCGCAGUUCAGGUUUUCAGCGGGCGUCCUUGCAUCUGUCCCUUUUUAAAUAAUAAAUACCACUUCCACGUAGAGAAACGGGGCUUUCCCCUUUAGCAGAUGUUUGUGUUUUUGGUGUUCCCUUCCCCUGCUGCGCGUCUUGGUCUCACGUUGUCAUCUCUCUAUCGCCAGCACUCUGUGUGUCCCAGUUCCACAGUCCGCAGAGGCCAGCGCUAAGUCUGGGCUGCCGGCGGUAUGCAGUAUAUAUAUCCUUUAUACUGACUACUUGAAAACAGUGAGCGGUUAGGUGUCCUUUUGUGGAUCUGUGAAUAAAAGAAACAAGAUUUUGUAUAUUUUUAUAUUCAUUUGGCAUAACAGGUCUGUUACUGAACGGUGCCCAGACACCAGAUGUGUGGUUCUUGAUUUCUGAUGACAGUUAAAGCCUAUAGGACAAACUUCAGGGUUUUGGUUUUUUUUGUCAUCAUCUUCCAAAAUUUCAUUUUUAAAUGAAACAUCCGAUUUUCUCUAAUUCCUGGAUGAGCAAUUUAUAACCCUGACCUGACUUAAAGCUUGCUUUCCGAAGCUGGUGGAGGAGAGAUUACUGGAAUUGCUUUUGGAAAAGCGCGUCCUGCCCCUUCUCUGUUGCCUGUUGUCUCUGCUUCUUCCUUUCUCUAAAGCAGUGGGCAAUAAUAGUCGGAGAAACAGUAGCGCGUAGAAACGGAUCUGUAGUCGAGCGGGCGGCCGCCUUUCCACCCUCAGGCCCACCGCUGAUUUUCCGUGACCCCGUCGUUCGAUCUCGAGGCAACUUGAUCUCCCGACUGCGAAAAGGGGCAGAGGGUAUUUGCCACCCGGUUGGACGAGGGUGUUAGGUGGAGGGUUGAGGUGGCGGCCUCGCGCUCGAGCAGAGAGAAGAGGCUCUGAGGUUCGAAGAGAUCAGUGGUAUUUAACCCAGAGCCCAAACCGGCUCGGUCCUCCCACGCGGAACGUAGAUCGGGUACGCUCCCGUCGUCCCUAGGCGCCGAAACCUGUUUGAAGGGAGCGGAAAUGAGGCUCCAAAGAGCUUAGGGAAUUUGGGGCAAACUGUGGAUUUUUUCAGCCCCGUGAUCCCCGUCGAGCGGCUGGGAAAGAUGCGUCGGAAGUCCUCUCGGGCUUACGGAGGUUUGUCCCGUGGGCCGACGUAAUCCGUCACUCCCCAUCGGGGCUGGGGAGGAUUUUCAAGUGGACUACGUAGGAGGUGAAGUUUUUGACAGUAGGUUUAGAGGUUUUUGCGGGGGGGUUUGGGGCCUUGUAACUACAUGUUCUGAGUUGCUUAAGAGAUUAAAAGUGCUGUGGAAAUCAGGGGAGGAUAACUGGAGAAGUUGGAGCGGAGUUGAGGAAUAGGAGCGCAACACACUCUUGUAGAGGGAAUAGUCAGGUGACCAAAGAGAGCAGCUUGGAUGCGUGUCUUGUUAAUUCUUCCAUUGUAUUUGUCGCUGCGGGUGUGUUGUAAGCAAUAAAACCGAUUUUUGUUU
Ornithorhynchus anatinus (platypus) is the source of this 2812-nucleotide messenger RNA. It is a transcript of the gene TSN, whose product is annotated as translin. The record is from RefSeq and is a predicted model, not a curated record. Lineage: Eukaryota; Metazoa; Chordata; Mammalia; Monotremata; Ornithorhynchidae. Gene Ontology annotation, molecular function: sequence-specific DNA binding; RNA binding; single-stranded DNA binding. Gene Ontology annotation, biological process: RNA metabolic process. Gene Ontology annotation, cellular component: cytoplasm; nucleus. The transcript is spliced from 6 exons. The coding region runs from base 41 to 727 and encodes 228 amino acids.